AUGCAACAAAAACUCAGAAGUUUCGCGAAAGAAGAACAACAAAAUUAUUCAAAUGUAGUAAAUGUAGUAGACGAUGAUGAUGUAAUAGUAAUUGAUCAUGAAGAUGUUGAUGAACAGAAUGUUAUGGAAAAUUCCUCUUCGGAACAAGUAACAAAAAACAACAUCAAGAAAACAUUUAAUCAUACAACAAGAAUACAAGAACAUAUUUUGGAUUUACUGGAACAAGUUUCCGUCUUUCCAGAAAUUGAUACAAACCAUCUACCUAUUACUCGGACUCACGUUGUUUGUGCAAAUUGUAAGAGAGAAAUUGGCCAUUCAGGCUAUGCUCCUCAUCUGGAACGAUGUUUAAAUAUGAGAGGAAGUAGAAGAGCUGCAGCUGCAGCAUCAAGUGGUGGAAGAAGUAGAGCUAUAGUUGACUAUUCGGAAGAUGCACUAUUUGGAGAGGAAGAAGAGGAGGAAUAUAAAUUCUCAGAUGAAGAGGAAGACAAUUCCUAUGAAACCACUUCGUUGGAUCAAAAACCUAAAAAACAAACCUCUAAGAAGAAUGGUUCCAAUUCUUCAAGUGCUCCAAAAAAGAGGAAAAAGAGAGGAUUUCAUGAUAGUGAAGAUGAUGAGGAUUAUGAAGAUGAGCAAGAAGAGGAAGAGGACUUUUCCGACGAGUCAUCCGAACAAGAACCAGAGGAGCCUGAAUAUGAAAGUGAUGAAAAACCAAAGAAGAGAACAAGAAGAAAGGGUCCAACAAAAAAAAGUCCACCAAAAGCAGCCAAACCAAAUUUUGAUGAUUCGGAUGAAGACUUGGAUAUGAUAAAUUUAAUGACAAGUAGUAGUAGUUCGGGAGAGGAAGAGGAUUCACUUUCUGUAUCAUCUUCAGAGAAUUUGCUGCAAUAUAUUGCUGAUUCAUCAAGUUCCAGUGGUUCUCCACCAAAGGAUUAA
Molecule: messenger RNA, 933 nt
Organism: Naegleria gruberi
Lineage: Eukaryota; Heterolobosea; Eutetramitea; Acrasida; Naegleriidae
Exons: 2
Coding region: 1-933 (310 amino acids)
Source: RefSeq, a predicted model, not a curated record